ACACAGAAAUUGAUAUUCCAUCCAAUAAUAGAGGAUCUGUUCGAAGGCCAUCCAAGCCUAACGUUGGUUCGGACGCCUCUCCCUUCAACUACCACCCGAACCCCAUCGACAUGGCCAACCUGACACUCAGCAGAGAGAUGCAGAACAUGGCCGAGCGUCUGGCCGAGAACUCUCACGACAUCUGGGCCAAGAAGAAGAAGGAAGAGCUCAUCACUUGUGGAGGUGGAAUCCACCCACAGCUGGUGCCAUAUGACCUGUUGACUGACAAGGAGAAGAGGAAGGACAGAGAGCGCUCUCAGGAGUUCCUUAAAUAUCUGCAAUACCAAGGAUACAAACUGCACAAACCUAGCCGCGGAGGACCAACGGAGAGCGAGCAGAUGGCCCAGCAGUCCACGGGAGAACUCAGGUUCGCCUACAGUCUGCUGGAGAAACUAAUCCAGUACAUGGAUCGAGCCUCCAUCAACAUGAAACUGCUUAAGCCAUCCACCACCUUCAGCCGGCGGUCCAGCUUCAAAACCUGUACUAGAGACAUCAAAUUCUUCUCCAAGGUGGUUCUUCCUCUGGUUGAGAAGUACUUCAGCACACACAGGAACUAUUUCAUUGCUGUAGCCACGGCAUCAAACAAUGUGGGGGCUGCGUCUCUGAAGGAAAAGGAAAUGGUUGCAAGUCUGUUCUGCAAGUUGGCCAGCUUGUUGCGUUCUCGACUGGCAGCUUUUGGAGCUGAUAUUCGCAUAACUGUGCGAUGCCUUCAAGUAUUGGUCAAAGCCAUUGAUGGAAAAUCAUUGGUGAAGAACUGCCCAGAGUUCAUUAGGACAUCGAUGUUAACAUUCUUCAACAACACAGCUGAUGACUUGGGUCAGACCAUUCAGAACCUUAGAGAUGGACGCUACAGUCACUUGAGAGGUACUCACUUGAAAACUUCCACUUCCUUGUUCUACAUCAAUGAUGUCAUCUUGCCUGUGCUGACUGCCAUGUUCGACCAUCUGGCAGGCUGUGAAUAUGGAAGUGAUCUUCUUCUGGAUGAAAUUCAAGUUGCCUCGUACAAGAUGUUGGGCAGUUUGUAUACUCUUGGAAUUGACGCUACUUUGACUCAUGAUAGAAAAUACUUGAAGACUGAAAUAGAGCGACAUCGACCUCAGCUGGGCACCUGCCUUGGAGCAUUCUCCUCAACAUUCCCUGUCGCAUAUCUGGAGCCCCAUCUCAAUAAACACAACCAGUUCUCUCUCGUCAACCGCAUCGCAGAACACUCCCUCGAGGCUCAAGAUAUCCUGACUCGAAUGGAGAGUACGAUGCCAACUCUUGACAACAUCCUGGCGGAAGUGGACCAGUUCGUGGAGUCUGAGAAGACACAUACGGAUGCACCCCAUGUCAUCGAUGUCAUCAUGCCCUUGUUGUGUUCCUACCUGCCCGUCUGGUGGAACCAAGGCCCUGACAAUGUUAGUCUUACUGCCGGAAACUAUGUUACAAUGGUUACAAGUGAACAUAUGAACCAACUUCUCAAAAAUGUCCUGAAGAUGAUUAAGAAGAACAUCGGAAAUGAAAAUGCCCCUUGGAUGACAAGAAUUGCAGCGUAUACUCAGCAAAUUAUCAUCAACUCUUCUGAAGAGUUGCUAAAGGAUCCAUUCCUGCCAUUGGCUGAGCGCGUUAAGAAGCGUACGGACACUCUGUUCCACAAGGAGGAGUCUCUGCGAGGCUUCUUGAAGUCAUCCACUGACGACACAUCACAGGUGGAGACACAGAUACAAGAAGACUGGCAUCUGUUGGUCCGCGAUAUCUACUCGUUCUACCCACUACUGAUCAAGUACGUAGAUCUGCAGAGGAAUCAUUGGCUGCGUAAUAACAUCUCAGAGGCAGAAGACCUCUACAACCAUGUAGCAGAGAUCUUCAAUGUGUGGUCCAAGAGCCAGUACUUCCUCAAGGAGGAACAAAACUUCAUCUCCGCCAACGAGAUCGACAAUAUGGUCCUGAUCAUGCCGACAGCCACCAGGAGGAGUGCGGUGGUCUCAGAGGGUGGCUCAGUACCGUCUGGCGGAGGAAAGAAAAAGAAGAAGCAUAGAGACAAGAAGAGAGAUAAGGACAAGGAACUGCAGGCCAGCCUGAUGGUGGCAUGUCUCAAGAGAUUGCUGCCCGUCGGUCUGAAUCUCUUUGCGGGUAGAGAACAGGAGUUGGUGCAGCACUGCAAGGACAGGUACCUUAAGAAAAUGCCAGAGUACGACAUCGUAGAGUUCGCCAAGAUCCAGCUGACGCUGCCUGACAAGCUCGACCCUGGCGACGAGAUGUCAUGGCAGCACUACCUGUACAGCAAGCUCGGUAGCAAGAAGGUGAAUGUGAUUGACGGUGCCAAACCCCAGCAGUUAGACGAAGUCGUCGACCGGAUCGUGGCCAUGGCCAAGGUCUUGUUCGGCCUCCACAUGAUUGACCACCCUCAACUGCAAAGCAAGGCCAGUUACCGUUCGGUUGUGUCAACUCAACGCAAGCGAGCGGUCAUAGCUUGUUUCCGACAGCUUUCGCUCCACGCUUUACCCAGGCACCGUGCAAUCAACAUUUUCGCCCGCACCUACUGUGAAAUGUGGUUGCAAGAAGAAAACGUUGGUCAAGAAGUCAUGGUGGAGGAUUUGACACAAUCAUUCGAGGACUCAGAGUUGAAGAAGGGUGAUAAGGAGGAGGACGAAGGCAAGCCGGACCCUCUGACACAGCUGGUGACGACAUUCUGUAGAGGAGCCAUGACUGAACGUAGUGGAGCGUUGCAGGAGGACCCUCUCUACAUGUCCUAUGCUGAGAUUGUUGCCAAAUCCUGUGGAGAGGAAGAAGAAGAAGGUGGUGAUGAGGAGGAAGGAGGAGAAGGGGAGGGGCAAGCUUCCAUUCAUGAACAAGAAAUGGAGAAGCAGAAGUUGCUGUUCCACCAGGCCAGGCUGGCAAACCGUGGAGUCGCUGAGAUGACCUUGCUACACAUCUCUGCGUGUAAGGGUGUACCCAGUGACAUGGUAAUGAAGACACUGCAGCUUGGCAUCUCCAUCCUCCGCGGUGGAAACAUUGACAUUCAGAUGGGAAUGCUGAAUCACUUAAAGGAGAAAAAGGAUGUUGGCUUCUUUACUUCAAUUGCUGGUCUGAUGAAUUCAUGCAGUGUGUUGGAUCUGGAUGCGUUUGAACGCAACACGAAGGCCGAGGGUCUGGGUGUUGGUUCGGAAGGAGCGGCUGGAGAGAAGAACAUGCAUGACGCUGAGUUCACCUGCACUCUGUUCCGUUUCAUCCAGCUCACCUGUGAAGGGCAUAAUUUGGGUAAGUCUUGUUCGGUUCUCUAUUUCUGAGGUAAAAAGCAACAG
This is a messenger RNA of Homalodisca vitripennis (glassy-winged sharpshooter), 3323 nucleotides long. Its product is annotated as ryanodine receptor-like. Bases 111 to 3308 code for a protein of 1065 amino acids. The transcript has 23 exons. Gene Ontology annotation, biological process: calcium ion transport. Gene Ontology annotation, molecular function: ryanodine-sensitive calcium-release channel activity. The record is from RefSeq and is a predicted model, not a curated record. Gene Ontology annotation, cellular component: sarcoplasmic reticulum membrane; calcium channel complex; sarcolemma. NCBI's taxonomy places the organism in Eukaryota, Metazoa, Arthropoda, Insecta, Hemiptera, Cicadellidae.